This is a messenger RNA of Drosophila innubila, 1118 nucleotides long. RefSeq names its product methyltransferase-like protein 9. The transcript has 3 exons. Gene Ontology annotation, molecular function: protein-L-histidine N-pros-methyltransferase activity. Lineage: Eukaryota; Metazoa; Arthropoda; Insecta; Diptera; Drosophilidae. The coding region runs from base 129 to 1064 and encodes 311 amino acids. The record is from RefSeq and is a predicted model, not a curated record.
UCUUGUUUACUAUAAAAGAUUAUUGGCAUUUACAAGUUCUUCUUUAGUUCUUGAACAAUUGUAAAACACACGUAGUUUUUUGUGUGUGCAGUUCAGAUGUAGAUUUUCAAAAGCAUUCAUUGUUUACAAUGGACCUUUAUCGACCCAGAGGCACUUUGGCACGUGUGAUUCACGCAAAAUUCCAUAAUGACAAUUUUCUGGAGAAUAUAGACACCCAACAGUGGUAUACAUUAAACGGCGAGUUACCUCACAAAUUCCAAUCAAAGUUUGUUGCUCUCAAGCAGCCCGACACAACAACAAUAAGAUGGCUGGAACGGACCAAAAUGUUAUCUUCCAACAUAUGGAUGCAUCUUUGGCAUGCCUUGGCCAGAUCUGUGCUGCAGUUUUUUAUGACGCAAACAGAUAUUAACGGGCUCUUAAAACGUGGAUCCAUGUUUAUUUUGUCAGAAGAACAAUUUUACAAACUUUUGGAGGCUGGCGGCUUUCCAACGAGAUUUUCAACUGAUACGAUAACAUUGUUGGACAUUGGUGCCGGCGACGGUGAAGUCUCGCUGCGUGUGGCAAACAGUGUGGCCGAAUUAAGUGGAAAUGCUGUGCUGCAAGUAUUUGCAACUGAAGCUAGCUGGACAAUGCGAGAGAGACUGAAGAAGCUUAACUUUAAUGUUGUUACUGAGAUACGUGAGCUGAAAAACGUUGAAUUAAUUCUAUGUCUCAAUGUGCUCGAUCGAUGCUUUGAUCCCUUUGCACUUUUGCAAGAUAUACACACUGCAUUAGCUCCUAAUGGACGAGCUGUGGUUGCCUUAGUGCUUCCAUAUAUGCAUUACGUUGAAACAAACACAUCGCAUUUACCUUUGAGGCCUCUAUUGGAUAAUCCGAACAAGGGAAACGGCCGUGGGGGCCUAACAUUCGAGGAAGAAGCAACACUGUUUUUAGAAUUACUCGAAAACUCUGGUUUUCGCGUGGAGUCCUGGACAAAGGCCCCGUAUUUAUGCGAAGGAGACCUUCGACAAUCAUUCUACUGGUUAAUUGAUUUAAUUGUUGUACUUUCCAAAAAGCCUACUUAAAACUACCUAUGUAGUUAUAAUAUAUUUGCAUUUAUGCUUUAGUGGUACAUUUAA